AUGCCAACAAAUGAUGGGACACACCGAGAGCUAUUAUCAUCAUCAUCACCUUUACAACAGGAAGCGCAAAUGUCAUUACAACAUCAGCAACAGCUGGAUACUUCAGUUGAUGUUAGUGGUACUGUCUCAACAACAACAUCAACAGCCACCCCUGGCAGUUUGAAUGCUGAAUUUUUUCAUUGCCUGACGCAAAAUCUGUUAGCAACAACAGUAGCAGGUACUAGUGGACAACCGCAAACAACCGAUACCGCAACUACAGGAGCUUCGGUUGCUGCUGCAUUUGGAUUACCUAUACCGGAUGUAUCAAUGAUGUAUGGUAAUGUUAAUCUGUACAACCUUUUCAAUCUUAAUUUGCUAACUGAACCGCAACAAAGCCAGCAGCAAUCAUCAUCUCUUCUCACCGAAUACCUUAGACAGCGAACUGUGGAAACAAACGCUCGACAACAUCAACAACGACAACAGCAACAGCAGCGACAACAGCGCCCCUUGAAAGAAAAGAAACGUAGCUAUCCCUGCAGUUUUCAGUGGUGUGAAUUGUGUCUAAGAGAAGUACAUAGUUCGAAACUACCAUGUCACAUAAGGCAACAUCAUGUGGCACAACCGAUGUUUAUUUGUCCACAAUGCAAAUUUAGCUCGAGCUAUUCGAAGAACAAUGUCAAAAGUCAUAUGUCAACAGUACACGGAUUAACUGAAGAACCAAUUAGUCAUAUGGAAGAGUAUGCGGAUGAAGUCGAACAAUUGAUGAAACGAUGUUUCCCGACUGUUCGUGGUCGUGGUCGUCCGGUUCAUAGUAAUAUUCGACCAUCAACUGCUUCUUCAUCUUCAACAGUUAAUACGGAAUCCAAUAACAACUCAAGGAGGAAUAGUGCUAGCUCCAUAGCAUCAGCCCGGUAUACACAUAGUUAUCGCCGUAGGGGUAUCAAACAUCCAGUACAGGAAAUAACCCAUGAGCUUUAUUCACCGGUCAGCAAUAAACGGGUCAAGAAUGAAAACGAUGAGAACGAAUCUGAAAUAACUAUUAGUCAAACGCCAGUCGGUGCUACCGGUCAGAGUUCACCAAGCGAGGAGGAUUCUUCUAGUAUUAGCAAUGUUCCGCGUCUUGAUAUCAAAGGUGCCUACAGCAAGAAUAUCAAUUACAAUCAGGGAACUAAUAGCUAUUAUAACCACAAUGGAACAAAUGAUUAUAAUGAGCAAGUCGAAAAGUAUAGGUCAUCUACUGGCUAUCAAAAUGGAAUUGAUCGGAGUGAAACAAUUGCUAAUGACAGUUCGCCAAGUUCAUCAGAGCAUGUCAAUCAUGAUGCUGAAUUGGAAACAGAAUCAAAUGACUCAAGUGUUCAUGAUUUUGAUGAAGAAGAGCAACCAUCGGGACAUAUCGAUCAUGUUCGUCCCCGCUAUCUUCCACAAAAUGCCAACUGGUGGAUAUUGGCUAAUGAUCAGCUUAAAGGGACUAUUUUUGAAACUUUUCGAUUGAAUGAAGUACUUCAUAAAUUUCCACGACAACCGUAUAAACUAGGCGGUAAAUUUUUUUUAACUGAAGAGCAAUUUAAACGGGUACAGGAGGUCAGGCAACAAUUAUCUCUUGAUUUGGCGAAACUUCGUGAUGCACUGUACAACUUGGAUUUAAACAUCUUACCGGUAGAACAAGUUGAUUUGAUUGCAAAUAUUGCGCCAACUUCGAUGGAUGUAUUCUGUUUGUUGGAUUGUGAAAGUGCUGAGCCUACUGCACUAAUUGGAGAAAAUGAACAGUUCCUAUUAAAGCUUGCAAAAAUUGAUCGAAUAGAAGAAAAGUUACAUGCAAUGUCAUUCAUGGGACAUAUUAACAGCCGUGUCACGGAGAUCCUAAAAAGUUUUGAAGACCUCACUAAUAUUGUGAAAGUUCUGAAGAAAAAUCGUGGAUUUCGUGCUUUGUUGCGUGUUGUCCUUGUCUUCAUGAACUUUAUCAUCGGAGAUUUUACAGCCAGAACAAUUAGAGGCUUCAGGGCAUCAGAUCUCACAAAAAUUUGUGCUGCGGAAGUGUGUAACUCACCAAAAACAACGUUACUGAAUAUUGUAGCAUCAUCAACUAUUUCGGAAUUUCCUGAAGUGUGUAUUUUUCGUGAUACUCUUCCGGCACUGGAGAAAGCUUCACGAGUGAACUUCCAAGAGCUUUCUGCAACAGUACGACGCCUCGAACGCGACUAUUUGCGAUUUGAUCGAGAAGCGAGUCGUUUGGACGAUAGAGGACAGAUUGCUGGAUAUAGAGAAAUCAUCAGGAAAAAAGUGAUGGAAGUAAAGGAUAGCUAUCGUGAAUGCAAGAUCAGUCUAUGCAAAACGAUGCGUUUCUUUGGCGAAUUAGUAGACGAAGAUAUUGGCCCAGAAAUUCCUGAAACAUUUUUUGCCAGUAUCGCUACUUUCUAUCGCCAGCUUCAACGGGCCUGGAUUGAUGUACAUCUGCACGGCAUCCCAGUGACCAAAGCUGUUUGA
Messenger RNA from Cercopithifilaria johnstoni, 2463 nucleotides. Lineage: Eukaryota; Metazoa; Nematoda; Chromadorea; Rhabditida; Onchocercidae. The record is from the annotation of a GenBank genome assembly.